Messenger RNA from Amphibalanus amphitrite, 1835 nucleotides. Its product is annotated as dual specificity protein phosphatase 1-like. Lineage: Eukaryota; Metazoa; Arthropoda; Thecostraca; Balanomorpha; Balanidae. The transcript is spliced from 5 exons. Gene Ontology annotation, cellular component: mitochondrion. The annotation marks the transcript as partial. Gene Ontology annotation, biological process: positive regulation of intrinsic apoptotic signaling pathway; negative regulation of cytoplasmic stress granule assembly. The record is from RefSeq and is a predicted model, not a curated record. Gene Ontology annotation, molecular function: protein phosphatase inhibitor activity; pseudophosphatase activity; protein phosphatase binding.
GAGAUCAGGGAGGCCGGCCGGCCGGUCAGCGCCGCCAGUCGGCCGGCGACCGGCGACCCGGCCGCGCCCCAGGCGCCCUCACCUCGACAGAGGCGCAGUGGAGGGUCACCGGACUGGUCGGCAGAGGCGCAGUGAGGGGCCACGUGACCGAGCUACCCGGAGUCGGUGGCAUGUUCCGUGACUAGUCUGUGACAAUUCAGCCAAUGGUCACGUGAUAGUUCCGGCGCCUGUGACUCUAUGGGCGUCGCGGGACGCACUCACGGCUCUGUGGCCGUGCUCCUGACCUGCCUCUCAGUGGUGACCACGUGACCGGACUCGGCCUCUCAGUGGUGACCACGUGACCGGACUCGGCCUCUCCGUGGUGACCACGUGACCGGACUCGGCCUCUCCGUGGUGACCACGUGACCGGACUCGGCCUCUCCGUGGUGACCACGUGACCAGGUAGACGCCCAGCCUCUACUGUGCCGGCGCCAGCCUAUAACGAGUUACCGAGCCGACCUGCGUCUGGGUGAGAGCCUCCCGAGACGGCGAGCCGACACGAACAGCUUCAGUACGUCACCUGUGUGAAUCGCCGUCCGACACGGACAGCUUCAGUACGUCACCUGUGUGAAUCGCCGUCCAGCGGCUCCUGGGGGCGCCUGGUGCCUGGACACUCCCUCAGGUCACUGCGGCUCCUGGGGGCGCCUGGCGCCUGGGCACUCCCUCGGGUCAGUGCAGGGCGCCCGCCGAGUAUACCUGAGCGGCGACCCGCAGCUCAGGCUGUCACGGUGCUCUGUGUUCGGAGGGGAACUGAGGGACCGUCCUUGGUGUCCGAGUCUCCGCAGAGAACCCGCAGGGAACGGUGCUCCGCGGCUCUGCAGCCAACUGCAGCUUGUGGCUGCCAGUGAGCACCUAGUCUGGUGGCGAGGACGUUCCAUCAACUGCACACAGAACUCUGUGACCUUCAAUAAGACGCCUUUUGUGACACCCUGUGAGAGCCCUGAGUGGUAUCCAGCGCAGCGAGACCAGCCAUUGGUCUCCGAAGCCAUGGGCUGUUGUGCGUCCAAAAACCAUCCGCUCAGCGGCCACCUGGCCAAGUCGGACUACAGACUCCCCGCGCUGUCCGACCUGUACAAGCUGAAGCGGACGCCACAGCCGCUGGAGCCGGACGGCGAGACGGACGGCUUCAUCUCGGCGCGGCUGUUCCACAACCUCUACUACAGCGGCUUUUACGCGCCGUACAUCUGCAACCCCGAGUACCUGCUGCUGCUGGACUGCAGGUGUCAGCAGGACUACAACCGGCAGCACGUGAUGCUGGCCCGCUGGCGCGGCGCCCAGGACCUGGACGCCGCCGAGCUGGCCGGCCGCAGCCACGUGGUGCUGUACGACGACACCUCCUCCGGCUGGGAGGACGCCUCCGACACACUGGCGGCCGCGUUCGGCGCGCUGCGGCGCCGCGGCCUGGCGCCCGUCUGUAUCAGCGGCGGCUUCGGCGCCGUCCAGGCCCGGUUCCCCUACAUGCUGACCUCCAAGGUGCUCACCAUCAACACGUUCCGCACAAAGUACCUGCAGUGGUUCCCGUCGCUGGUCGAAGACGAGCUGCUGGUGGGCCGCGCCGACCAGGCCACCAACCCCAAUGUAGUCUGCGAGCUGCGCGUCACGCACGUGGUCAACCUGCUGCCGGCGCCUCUGCCGCGCGUGUUCGACCACAUCACCUACCUGGCGGCGCCUCUGCGCGAGGGGCAGGACCAGCAGCUGUUGAGUAUGCUGCCCAGGAUAUUUAAGUUUAUCACGGAGGCGCUGGAGUCGGGCGGCCGUGUCCUCAUCCACUGCGAUCAGGUGAGAACGCUCACCGG